AUGGGCUCCAAUUACACUGAGACAGGAAGGACUCCUUUGGACACCAGAGAGAGUUCACUAGGUGAAAGAAGAAUGUCAACAAGACCUCCUCAUCCAUCUUUUCAUGGUGGUGGAGAGGAAGCAGCAGCUGUAGAAGCAGAUCAGGGUCCAGUGUGUUUUGAAGAUGUAGCCGUGCAUUUCACGGAGGAGGAGUGGGCGUUGUUGGAUCCUGACCAGAGAGUGUUGCAUAAGGAAGUCAUGGAGGAGAAUCAUGGGAAUGUGGCCUCCCUCGGUGGUGAUGAAUUGGAAAUGAAGAACAGGGGAGACCAGCACAAAAUCCACACAGUGGAGAAACCAUCUAAAUAUUUGCAGUGUGGAGAGAGCUCUGUCACCCUUUCCACUUCCUAUCAAAGAAAUCCUAUUGGGAUGAAACUAUAUCAGUGUUUGGAAUGUGGAAAGAGGUUCACCCGGAAGGAAAGUCUCACUGUCCAUCAGAGAAUUCAUACAUUAGAGAAACCCUAUCAGUGCUUGGAAUGUGGAAAGAGCUUCAACAGGAAGUACAGUCUCACUUCCCAUCAAAGAAUUCAUACUGGGGAGAAACCAUAUCAGUGCUUAGAAUGUGGAAAGAGAUUCACCCAGAAGGAAAGCCUCACCACCCAUCAGAGUAUUCAUACAGGGGAGAAACCAUUUCAAUGUCAAGAGUGUGGAAAGAGUUUCAUUUGGAAGGAAAGUCUCACUUCCCAUCAAAGAAUUCAUAAAGGGGCGAAGCCAUAUCAUUGUUUGGAAUGUGGAAAGAGGUUUAGUGAAAAGGACACACUUAGAGCCCAUCAAAGAAUUCAUACAGGAGAGAAGCCAUAUCAGUGCUUAGAAUGUGGAAAAAGAUUCAGUCAGCGCUCCAAUCUCACUUCCCAUCAAAGAAUCCAUACAGGGGAGAAACCAUAUCAGUGCUUGAAAUGUGGAAAGAGCUUCAACCGAAAGGGAAGUCUCAAUGCCCAUCAAAGAAUUCAUACACUGGAGAAACCAUUUCACUGUCAAGAGUGUGGAAAGAGCUUCAGUUGGAAGACAAAUCUCACUUCCCAUGAAAGAAUUCAUACAGGGGAGAAACCAUAUAAGUGCUUGAAAUGUGGAAAGAGCUUCUCCCGCAAGGAAAGUCUAAUUUUCCAUCUAAUAAUUCAUACAGGGGAGAAACCCUACCAGUGUUUGGAAUGUGGCAAGAGCUUCAGUCAAAAGGGCAAUCUCACCUUCCAUCAAAGAAUCCAUACAGGGGAGAAACCCUAUCAAUGUUUGGAGUGUGGCAAGAGCUUCACCCACAAGCAAAGUCUCAAUUCACAUCAAAAUAUUCAUACAGGGCAGAAGCCAUAUCAGUGCCCCAAAUGUGGAAAGCGAUUUGGUCGGAGAUCCUAUCUCGCUUCACACCAAAUAAUUCAUACAGGGGAGAAACCAUAUCAGUGCCUCGAAUGUGAGAAGAGCUUCAAUCAGAGCUCUCGUCUCACAUCCCAUCAAAGAAGUCAUACAGGGGAGAAACCUUUUCAAUGCUUUGAAUGUGGAAAGAGCUUCAUUCACAAGGCCAGUCUCACUUCACAUCAAAUAAUUCAUACAGGGAAACCAUAUCAGUGUUCGGAAUGUGGAAAGAGCUUCAAUCAGAGCUCUCAUUUCACAUCCCAUCAAAGAACUCAUACAGGGGAGAAACCUUUUCAAUGCUUCAAAUGUGGAAAGAGCUUCAUUCACAAGGCCAGUCUCACUUCCCAUCAAAUAAUUCAUACAGAGGAGAAACCAUAUCAGUGCUUGGAAUGUGGAAAGAACUUCAGUUAUAGCUCUGGUCUCACAUCCCACCAAAGAAUUCAUACAGGGGAGAAAUCCUAUCAGUGCUCCAAAUGUGGAAGGAGCUUCAGUAGAAAGGACCAUCUCAUUUCCCAUCAAAGAAUUCAUACAGGGGAGAAACCCUUCCAGUGCUCUGAAUGUAGAAAAAGCUUCAGGCACAGCAAUACUCUCACUUCCCAUCAAAGAAUCCAUACAGCAAGAAACCAUAACAGUGCUUGGAAUGUGGAAAGAGCUUCAGAGGGCCAACCUCACUUUCCAUCCAAGAACUCAAAGCAAGGAGAAUAGUUGAAUUGCGGAAUCAUAGUGUUGGAAGGUACUUUGAGGGUCAUGUAGACUAACUCUCUGCAAUGCAGGAAGCU
Lacerta agilis (Sand lizard) is the source of this 2159-nucleotide messenger RNA. RefSeq names its product zinc finger protein 260-like. Gene Ontology annotation, biological process: regulation of transcription by RNA polymerase II. NCBI's taxonomy places the organism in Eukaryota, Metazoa, Chordata, Lepidosauria, Squamata, Lacertidae. The record is from RefSeq and is a predicted model, not a curated record. Gene Ontology annotation, cellular component: nucleus. Gene Ontology annotation, molecular function: DNA-binding transcription activator activity, RNA polymerase II-specific; RNA polymerase II cis-regulatory region sequence-specific DNA binding.